AACGUUUGGUUUGUUACUAGUUUUCCUUCCGAACACAGUUUCCUAACGGACUAAUGUUAAACCUGGUGCAAAAAACGACCAAACAGUUUUGUUUUCGUUUUCCUUGAACUGUGCAAAGCCAUGGCCGGACUCGAGCUGUUAUAUACAUGCGUAGCGAGUUCUAUAACAUCUCCUCAAGAUGCGGCUGUCUGUUUUAUUCACUGGGAAAUUGUGAAGAGUGGAUAUAAAUGCCUAGGAACCGGAGAUGAGCCCAUUCCUGGAGAGAAGAAGUCAGAGUUGCUUCCUGCAUCUUGGAACACAAACAAGGAGCUUUACACAUUGAGAUACAGAUCAAAUGAUGACAAGUUCAACCUGCUUCUCAAAGCCAUCACAGUUGAUUCCAGCUUGAUUUUCAACUUAAUGGAUUCAGCUACAGACAAAGUCACAGACAUGACAGUAAAUGUUAGUGAUUAUGUAAAUGAAGCAAGCCUACAGUCAUUCGAAGGUGUGUACAAGAACACAGAAGAUCUGGUUAGGAGGAUGAAAUCAUCACUGUUACCUGCAGUGAAAGAAGAGAAAAGUGUGAGAAAAGAAAGGAAAGACAGAUUCAAAGACUCAGAGUCCCAGCCAGAACGUGAUCCCUUGCGGAUACCUUCCAGGGGUCCACCCGCUUCGUAUACCCCAAACUGGACAGACCCACUGAAUCCAUUUGCUGCAGGAAGGGCUGACCUUGAUCCCUUUAGUGGGACAACAGAAGGCAUGAUUAUGGAUCCAUUGCGAGCAGGUUUCCCUCGUUCUGGCUUUGACCCUUCAAGUGGCAUACCUGGAGUCCUUCCUCCAGGUGCUGUACCCCCUGGAGCCCGCUUUGACCCGUUUGGACCAAUUGGCAGACACAGACCUGGGCCAGACCCUGAUCACCUGCCCCCACCUAACUAUGAUGACAUGUUCAUGUAGAUUAUACAUGCUGGUUCUCCCGGAACAACCACACAUCUUGCUACCUUUAGGUUUUGCUAAGUUGAUCCUGCUAUUAAGAUAUUUUCUCCCAAGUUUGCAUUUAAAUUUUUUGUUCAAUAAAAUAGGUGGGUGAGUACCUCAAUUGGAAUGUGAGUUAAUGUAUAAAUGUCAUUGUCCCAAUUAAACUAUAUUGAGACACUA
Molecule: messenger RNA, 1134 nt
Organism: Silurus meridionalis
Lineage: Eukaryota; Metazoa; Chordata; Actinopteri; Siluriformes; Siluridae
Gene: psmf1
Product: proteasome inhibitor subunit 1
Exons: 7
Coding region: 121-933 (270 amino acids)
Biological process (GO): proteasome-mediated ubiquitin-dependent protein catabolic process
Molecular function (GO): proteasome binding; endopeptidase inhibitor activity
Source: RefSeq, a predicted model, not a curated record